Messenger RNA from Aedes aegypti (yellow fever mosquito), 2422 nucleotides. It is a transcript of the gene Gycalpha99B, whose product is annotated as head-specific guanylate cyclase. Bases 153 to 2198 code for a protein of 681 amino acids. The record is from RefSeq and is a predicted model, not a curated record. Gene Ontology annotation, molecular function: guanylate cyclase activity; heme binding. Gene Ontology annotation, cellular component: guanylate cyclase complex, soluble. Gene Ontology annotation, biological process: cGMP biosynthetic process; response to oxygen levels. NCBI's taxonomy places the organism in Eukaryota, Metazoa, Arthropoda, Insecta, Diptera, Culicidae. The transcript is spliced from 6 exons.
UGUAUGGUGGAUCGAUUAACAGUUAUUCAACCAGUUUCCAACAUUGUGCAUUGACCACGGAGGAUAUUUUUCAGAUGAAACAAAUUGUCCUAUAAAAAUUCCAUUUACACUUUUUUCCAUUUUGGGAAUAUUAUCAGUUCAAGCGGUUUAUCAUGGCCUGUCCAUUUUCGCGACAUCCCGCAUCGGAAAUGCUCCACCGACAGCAUUCGAUUGCCGAAGGAGCCGGAUGGAACCUGGACGAGGACCUGAGUGAAAUUCCGGACGAUGCCCUGACCCUGACCCAUCUCAAUGCGGCCAUCCAGCUGCUCACGGCACCCUCGAAUGAGGACGUAUACGAGGCGCUUAUGUCGCUGAUUGACAAACAGCGCAACAGGUGGCCUGCACUGGAGAGAUUGAGAACGGAUCGCAAUGCACUGCAUAUUUACCCCCAUUACGAUUAUUUGGCGGAUGUUCAGGACAAUUUGAAUCGAAUCGACGAAUCGUCCGCCAGCGAAAUUUUGAUCCUGCUGGGCAACGAACUCAUCCACACGGCCUGCGUCGGCAUAAUCGAACGUGCGUUCAAGUGCUUGGGCUCUAAUCUGCAGGAAUUUCUUGGAUCACUGGAUGGCGUAUACGAUGUACUCAAAUUGCAGGAGGAGGACAUCUCCGACACGGGAUUCGUAUGUGCCGGCGAAGGCGAGCUGAUUUUCACCUCGGAGCGUCCGGUAUUGGCGUGGCUUCUGCUGGGAUGUCUACAGGCGUUGAGUCGGCUGUUGUUCAACUACGAACCGCCAAUCGAGAUGGAGCCGUUGGAUGGAGACGUUCCUCGCUAUCGGUAUCUGUUCAAAUUGGACGAUUUUGAGGAACAGGUCGUUCCCAUCGUUUCUGAUAGCAGAGUUCCCGGAAAGUUACGUGAGAGCGUAUCAUCCGAUACGAAGGAUCUUAAAAUGGACAAUGAUUUCUUUUGCAAAGCUUUCCCUUGGCAUUUCAUAAUGGACGAAAACUUGAAUUUGGUUCAAGUUGGGCAAGGCUUUAGCCGAUUGUUUAAGAAUUACAUGGCUACGAGUGGUCUUUCGGCAUGUACGUAUUUCCGCUUCAAGCGUCCCCGGGGACUUUCUCUGAGAUUCAGGGAGAUUGUCCGUCGAACGAAUACGCCCUUCAUGAUCUCGUUACGUGCUCCUCCGGGCCGUCCGGAUUUCUUUGCCAAAGGGUUGGAGAUCAAAGGCCAGAUGGUGUUCUGUCCGGAGUCGAAUUCGCUCCUAUUUGUUGGAUCUCCAUUUUUGGACGGUUUGGAAGGCCUGACUUGUAACGGCCUCUUCAUAUCUGACAUCCCAUUGCAUGAUGCUACCAGAGAGGUGAUCUUGGUCGGAGAACAGGCCCGUGCUCAAGAUGGGCUUCGCCGUCGUAUGGACAAACUGAAGAGCUCUAUCGAGGAAGCGAACGCGGCGGUUACAAAGGAACGUAAGAAGAAUGUGAAUUUGUUGCAGUUGAUGUUUCCGGAAGAUAUCGCUGAGAAACUUUGGCUUGGAGCGCAAAUUGACGCCAAGACAUAUUCGGACGUAACUAUGCUGUUCAGUGACAUCGUUGGAUUCACAAGUAUUUGCUCCAGGGCAACCCCAUUCAUGGUUAUUAACAUGCUGGAAUGUUUGUACAAGCACUUCGAUGAGCUUUGUGGAUUUUUCGAUGUCUACAAGGUGGAAACUAUUGGCGAUGCGUAUUGUGUGGCAAGUGGAUUACACCGGGCCAGUAUCUACGAUGCUCAUAAGGUGGCAUGGAUGGCGUUGCGGAUGAUUGAGACUUGUUCUUUAUACAACACCCAUGAUGGACAACAUAUUAGAAUGCGUAUCGGAAUCCACACCGGAACGGUCCUGACUGGAGUGGUUGGUCGUAAGAUGCCCCGUUACUGCCUAUUUGGACACAACGUUACCAUUGCCAACAAGUUUGAAUCAGGGAGUGAAGCAUGCAAGAUAAAUUGCAGCCCCACGACAAAGGAAUGGCUUAUCAAGCACCCGGGAUAUAACUUCCAGUUGCAACCUAGAGAUCCCUCUUGCAUGCCGAAGGAGUUUAGCGAGGCCAAAGGUUUGCCUUGCUAUUUCCUUGAGGGCUACAAGCAUCCAACGGUGAAUGAUGAUGCGACCCUUCAAGAGCAUAUUGAGGCGGCUAUGAAGCAAUCACUCCUGGAUAGCAAUGAAACCAUCGUUAUCGAAGAACAGAAGUAAACUAAAGGGAACAAGAAAAAAAAUGUGUGACGAUCGUUUGAAUAUUGGUAUGUGUAGCUCCGAUUUGUCAAAAUGUUGUAGCAAAUGUAGACUGUCUGUAUGUGUCAAAUCUUACUAGUAAAUUUCUACCUUCAAAAUUGAAUGUUAUUUAUAAUAAUACAUGUAGUGGAACCGAAAUUGAACGGUACAAUAAAUGUUAUUUUCUCUUGAUAUUCUGCGUAUUA